AUGAACUUUAAUAUCCAGGAAAUUACGGGAAAUUUCCGAGUGUGUACGGGAUAUCAUGGUGGCAAAAAAAACAUGCUCUAUAUUCACAGAAAAUUUGGAGUGACAAUGGUAGGCCAGAAAUCUUCACUCCUCAACUGUAACCAAGCACAACAAACAUUAUUGUUACCCACUCCGGUGGAUAAACUUAAAGACGCUUACAGGUGUCUAGAAACAUUUGAAAUAUUGACACAAAAAAAUUGGCAAGAGAGCCAAGGAGACUUUCCUUGUGCAGAUUAUACAAAAAAAAAACAAAUUGCAUUAGCUCUGGCUUACCGCCUGAUAUUUCAAUUGAAACAAAGACUUUUAUAUGAAAUUAUGCCCAGGAAGAAUGAAUUUGAUGUUAGACCAGUAGAAACCAAAUUGUCUGAUCAGAGGACCGUUAUUCCUAAAAGAAUGAGAGUCAGGAUUAGAGAAAGAAACCAGGCCUCGGACAGAUGGUCACAAUUAACUCGUCCGGUUGGAUAUAAGCAUCGUGUCGCGCCAGGAAAUUUUGUCCCCGUAAGAUUGCUGAAUUCUGAGCAGGCCGGUGUCGGAAAACGGUGGAUAAGUCGGUCUCAUCAUCUUUGUAGGCAUGCUUCCAGGACUUUCAGAGAGGGUCGAAGGUAG
Molecule: messenger RNA, 645 nt
Organism: Phycomyces blakesleeanus NRRL 1555(-)
Lineage: Eukaryota; Fungi; Mucoromycota; Mucoromycetes; Mucorales; Phycomycetaceae
Exons: 6
Coding region: 1-645 (214 amino acids)
Source: RefSeq, a predicted model, not a curated record